This is a messenger RNA of Osmia lignaria (orchard mason bee), 498 nucleotides long. Its product is annotated as small ribosomal subunit protein eS28. NCBI's taxonomy places the organism in Eukaryota, Metazoa, Arthropoda, Insecta, Hymenoptera, Megachilidae. Gene Ontology annotation, molecular function: structural constituent of ribosome. Gene Ontology annotation, biological process: maturation of SSU-rRNA; ribosomal small subunit assembly; translation. Gene Ontology annotation, cellular component: ribosome; cytosolic small ribosomal subunit. The record is from RefSeq and is a predicted model, not a curated record.
AUCAUAAAAUUAAGUUGGCAAGAAUUGAAGAGGGUAGUUUACGGAAGUGAUCGAAAGCAUCACGAUCAAUUGUACAAUCGUGGGAUUAGACUGAAGGUAUUUAAAAAUUAUAAAGCAUGGAGAAACCCAUCGUUCGUGCACGAGUGGUAAAGGUCCUUGGUAGGACAGGUUCCCAAGGGCAAUGUACGCAGGUUAAAGUGGAAUUUCUGAACGAACAAAAUAGGCAGCUGAUCCGAAACGUAAAAGGCCCUGUGCGCGAAGGGGACAUUUUAACACUCUUAGAAUCAGAAAGAGAAGCUAGACGGCUUCGUUAGUAUAAACACAAAAAGUGACCUUCCUUCUUGAUCAUAAAAAAGGUGUUAUGAGAAGAAACGUGCAGAUUCUAUCUUUUUAUACGUAUGUCGUUAAUAGAAUAUCAAAUAUUCUGAAUACUGAUGAUUCCAAUGAUACGCAUGCGAAUGUAAUUAAAAUUUGCAAAUAAAAGUAGUUCAUUUAUAA